ACACUUCAUAUAUUAAACUAAAUACAUCCAUGGUCGUUACGCGUACCGGCUCACACAACCCCUCACACGCAAUGGGUCUCCGCUCGGUGCUGAGGAAGUCGGCUACUUCGGAGGGUAUGGCGAGGAAGCUCGAUGGGUUGGGGUAUUAUGUGCCUACAGGGCAUGAGAGAAUUAACAAUGUGAAGGAGGGAAUGGAAAAGUACGAAGGCGAGGAUGAGGAAGAGUUGGAGAAAGAGGAGAAUGAUGUUGAUGAUGAGACGUUGCGUAAUACCCACGCGAAUGAGCAUAUAAUGCCGAAACGACUCCUCAGACGACGAGCUUCGUCGAAGAUGGCUUCUUCGCCUUCGUGCUCGGGAAAUACGUGCAGUCCACACAAGCACGUCAUGUUCGUCGUAUGAAGGCAUACGAGAAAGAAGAGCUCUUCACGAAAACCGAGGACAUAAGGCUGUGGUGGUUAGACGGCUUCCCGCACUAAUACUCCAUGGCAAAGCUUUUUCCUAGGCAGCAAGGAUACCCAAUAUCCGUUUCUCCUCGUGCAAUUUCAUUCCCCUUUACCCGAGGCUCAAUACCAUUCGUAUACAAGCCUCUUCCCUACACGUAAAUUACCUCAUAAAAUAAACUUACCCUACUCCAUCGUAUAUUCUCAUAUAGUCAUCCAUUUCACACACACAUAAGUAGUGUUUUGUAUACCGUAUACCUUUCCUGUAGCCCUGAUAUACUCCACGUUUGCC
Molecule: messenger RNA, 731 nt
Organism: Fomitiporia mediterranea MF3/22
Lineage: Eukaryota; Fungi; Basidiomycota; Agaricomycetes; Hymenochaetales; Hymenochaetaceae
Exons: 3
Coding region: 30-398 (122 amino acids)
Source: RefSeq, a predicted model, not a curated record